UCAGAAGAAGACCAGCAAACAAAGUUUAGAAAAGCCACUGAGGAAUUCGAAAACAGAAAAUGUUGUGAAAACGAAACUUGUACCCAAUAUAAAAAAACCCCCCCACGACAAGACUUACUGCAAAAGAAAAUGAAUGAUAUAAGAAAAAUUGAAAUACCACAAAUCGUUUACUUACCGAAAAUAGACGUGAAAUCUUAG
This is a messenger RNA of Cetraspora pellucida, 198 nucleotides long. Lineage: Eukaryota; Fungi; Glomeromycota; Glomeromycetes; Diversisporales; Gigasporaceae. The record is from the annotation of a GenBank genome assembly.